Molecule: messenger RNA, 1934 nt
Organism: Dendroctonus ponderosae (mountain pine beetle)
Lineage: Eukaryota; Metazoa; Arthropoda; Insecta; Coleoptera; Curculionidae
Exons: 2
Coding region: 401-1282 (293 amino acids)
Source: RefSeq, a predicted model, not a curated record
CUUUUUUCUAGGAUUAUAAUAUCUAAAAUUAUGUACAAUAUGUUUUCUCGGACUGUCUUAUCCAAACAGCAACAAUGGAAUGCAUACUGCACCACGGUUCCACUGGCAACAGGGCAUUAAAGCAAACUCCUACGACUAACUUCACGCUUGAACAGUCAUGUUUUCGGUUGGUUAUGUCAUAGAUAAAGACGUGUAUGGGUUCUUGUCUUUCUGAGUUCUGAGUUCUGGUACUUGUCUUUAUCUAUGUAUGGGUUAUGUUUCCGCAUCAGUUGUGCAUCAGUUGAACCACAGACUACAUACUAUUGAACAGUCUGUGAGUUGAACAUUUCCAGUCUGAUUCGCAGAUUAAAAGGAACAACUUUAUAUAAAAGUGUGUGUGUAUACAGUUCUAUGAACAUCUAUGAGUAGUGCGCGUGUGGAUAAAUCGAUUAAAAUGUCCAAAGAAGUAGACAUUAAGCCCCCCAACCACAUUGUCGACGAUUGGAGUUUCAAUUUCCAAGGUGCUGGCAAGAUAAGUUCAUGUUUCGACUCUACUAACUUUAAUCUGGACGAAUCGUAUCCCGUUCAAGUGACCCACAUAUACGACCCUUCACAUUUCUGGAUCGUUACCAGAAUCGCGGAAAUUGAUGCUUUCCACCACUAUAUGCACGACUUUUAUAAAAAGUACACGAGGUAUUAUCGAAUUCCGCUCGAACACCUUAAACUGAACAUGUACUGUAUGGUUCACAUUGAUACACGGUUCUACAGAGGCAUCUUAACCAAUGUGCCUUUGCUUGGCGAUGCCCAAACGUUGGGUUUUGUAUUUUUGAUUGACUAUGGCAGUACAGCCAAAGUGCCCCUUGAUCAAUUGUAUUUCAUGACCGAGGCGAUGUUUGAUGUGCCAGCGUUUGCAGUUCGAGCCAGUCUGCAAGGAUUAGGGCCUUUGGAAGGAGAUUCGUGGCCAGUGGAUCUCGCGGACGAAUUGUGGAAAUUAGUGACCACCGACUGUCUCGUCGGUAAAGUCACGUACAUCUGCAGCACAAACAAAGUGCUAUUUUUAAAACUUUUCAACCUCAACGACAAUAAUCGCGAAUCGAUCAAUGAUCAUUUCGUAUCUGAACGUUUGGCGCGACAAAUGUCCACUUUCGAUGUUAAAGAGAUGAAACGCUCCCAAAAGGAAAAGCGUCUUCCUGUCCUACCAUUCCUACAGCCAUCAUUUGCGGAACUGGAAACAGGAGCCUGUACGGAUUCGAGUAAAUUGGCUGAAUUGAUCAAAGAGUUUCAGCCCUUUGCUAAAAUGUGAUCUACAGUGGCAACUUUAAUUUAAUGUUACUUUUAAAAUAGCUGACUGUAUUGCCAGUAUAACACUUUCCCGCGCACUUAAAAUACGCUCUUUAAUAAUAUGCCGAGUGAGCCAGUUUAUACAAUCAAUGAAGACACUUUGCCCCGCCUUUGAGGCCCUUUGUGUCAACAAUUUGUAAUUUUACUUACGUGAUAUUAACAUAGGUAGUGUUAAGUGUAUAUUUUAGUUUCACAUGCUGUGACCAUAAGACUGAGACCAGAAUAAUGUUAAGUGUACAUUUUCAAAUUGUUCAAACUUAUCUUUAGUUAAAUCUACGGGUUUCAAUUGAAAUGAAUCAAUAUUAUCACGAGCAGAACAAAUAAAUGUAGAAUUUACUUUAACAGCAUUCUGUCUAGGUUUUUUUUGCAUCUGGCAGAUCAGAUUGGCUAGACUUUGCCAAAAUUUGUUAAUGCCGUUGAAAUUGUGCAAAAAAUCUGAAUCUUUAGUAUUUCUGUUAGUAGCAUAGUCGGCAUAAUAUCAGAAUUCAAUAGAGUUUAAUUUUAAUGCGGGAAAGAUGUUUUACAUAUGAUUUCGCCAAGAAGUAUUAAGGUAGAUAAUUCCUACUGAAUAGCUAAUAAAAAUAAUGUUAUUUAAUAAAAUUGUUCAAAAAUCA